AUGUCCGGUCGCGAGGAACCGGAGGAGAAACCGAGAGUCCGGAUGUUCUCUCCCGGUUUCAGUCUGGACAAGUCCCGGUUACACGGCUCCGGGUUCCGGUCUAAAGGCUUCGCCAUCACGGACCUGCUGGGCCUGGACCUCCGGUCCCGGGGCCCCCCCCCCACCGAGCCACCGGGGCCCGGGGCCGGUGGUGGUGGGGGGGGCGGGGGCCUGGCCGGGUUCUCCUUCCAGGGACAGUCGCUCCCGCUCGGCCUCGGCUUCCUCUGCAGCCUCGCGGCGCAGCAGCCCACCGGGGGCUCGUGCUUCCUACCGGGACACCUGCCGCUGCUGCAGGCGCGCGCGGACAGCUCGUACCUGCACAACCUGGAGACAGCGCGGGAAAACUACUCUGAUGAAGAAUGUCUCUCUGACCGGAACGACUCCAAAAACUCUGCAAACUCUCAGAAGAGAAAGAAGCGAAGACACAGGACGGUGUUUACGUCACAUCAGCUGGAGGAGCUCGAGAAGGCUUUCCACGAGGCUCACUAUCCGGACGUGUACGCGCGCGAGAUGCUCGCGAUGAAGACCGAGCUGCCGGAGGACCGGAUACAGGUGUGGUUCCAGAACCGGCGUGCUAAGUGGAGGAAGCGUGAGAAGUGUUGGGGCCGCAGCAGCGUGAUGGCGGAGUACGGUCUGUACGGCGCCAUGGUGCGUCACUCCAUCCCGCUCCCCGAGUCCAUCCUCAACUCCGCCAAGAACGGCAUGAUGGGGUCCUGCGCCCCCUGGCUGCUCGGUGAGCCGCAUGCACGGAUGCACAAGAAGUCUCUGGAGAUGUCUAAGAAGUGUUCCAGUCCGCCUCCGUCCGACUCUUUCUGUGAAGCCUCUGAGCGGCGGGCCGGAGGGGGGCGGACCGGCAGGGAGGAAGAGGAGCCGCUGGAGGAGGAAGAGGAAGAGGAAGAGGAAGUGGCCAUCGAUCUGUCCAGCUCGUCCAAACAGCAGCAGCAGGAGGAGCUAAGGCCCGCCUCCUCAUCGCCACGGCGACAGAGCGGCAGCAGCAGCCAAUCAGAACACAGCUGA
This is a messenger RNA of Scomber japonicus (chub mackerel), 1056 nucleotides long. Its product is annotated as visual system homeobox 1-like. Gene Ontology annotation, molecular function: DNA-binding transcription factor activity, RNA polymerase II-specific; transcription cis-regulatory region binding. Lineage: Eukaryota; Metazoa; Chordata; Actinopteri; Scombriformes; Scombridae. The record is from RefSeq and is a predicted model, not a curated record. Gene Ontology annotation, biological process: regulation of DNA-templated transcription. Gene Ontology annotation, cellular component: nucleus.